UUUGCUUGCAUCUCAAAAUGUCUAGUAUAAGUAUUGGAAUGACAGAGCCAUAUGCUUUCAUGUAGUGGUAAGUGGAAUAAUUCAGACAAGACGUGGAGGGCCAAGGAGAAAAUUAGAGACCAAAAAUGGCACAAGAUGAAGUCAGAAAGGGUCCAUGGACAGAGCAUGAAGAUGUUCAGCUGGCUUUCUAUGUAAACUUGUUUGGUGAUCGUCGUUGGGAUUUCAUAGCAAAAGUUUCAGGUUUGAAAAGAACAGGUAAAAGUUGCAGGUUGAGGUGGGUUAAUUAUCUCCAUCCUGGCCUUAAGCGAGGAAAGAUGACACCCCAAGAAGAACGUCUCGUGGUUGAACUUCAAUCCAAAUGGGGAAACAGAUGGUCAAGAAUUGCUCGUAAAUUACCUGGAAGAACUGACAAUGAAAUAAAGAAUUACUGGAGAACUUACAUGAGGAAAGAAGCUCAAGAGAAGAAAAAGUCCAUGCCCUCAUCUCCAUCACACUCUAAUUGCUCCUCAUCAAUAUCCUCAUCAAGUCUGGAUCCAGCAGCGGAUUCAAAGCCAAUACCAAACACCAUGGAGAGAAACUUCUUCGAUACUGGAGGCCUUGAUGAAGGGUAUUCCAUGGAUGAAAUAUGGAAUGACAUUGAUCUGUCUCCAGAAGAGAAUGUAAAGCCAGUUUAUGGGGGAUUUAACGACGAAAUCUUGGCUUCUCCAAUAUGGGAUUACUGUCCAGACUCAUUGUGGUCAACGGAUCAAGAAGAUAGCAAGACAAUUCUUCCUACAAGUGAACCAUAUCAUUCCUGGUUUGGACAAGGUAGCGCGUUUUUUACUGAGCAUCUGUAAGUGGUUUAAUUCAUUAGUUUAGUACACUUAUGUAGCUGUAAUAAAAGUGGCAUGACUACUCAGAUUGUAAAUAGGCAGGGGUUUGAGUGUCCUGAUCUGUGUUGGUUAGUACUGUAAUCAUGUAGCUGAUGCGCAGUUUUACUAGUUCGUCUCGUGGUUAGCUUUUGUUCAGAGUAGGAACUCAAGGAAGAUAUUACUGAAGCUCUGAUCAUGAAGAACAUAUAUCUUCGGAGAUGUAUCAUAUUUAUGUAUUAUCAAGAGCUUGAAGUUUUAUUUUGUAGCAA
This is a messenger RNA of Daucus carota subsp. sativus, 1120 nucleotides long. Its product is annotated as transcription factor MYB59. The record is from RefSeq and is a predicted model, not a curated record. Gene Ontology annotation, biological process: regulation of DNA-templated transcription. The transcript is spliced from 3 exons. Gene Ontology annotation, cellular component: nucleus. Bases 126 to 836 code for a protein of 236 amino acids. NCBI's taxonomy places the organism in Eukaryota, Viridiplantae, Streptophyta, Magnoliopsida, Apiales, Apiaceae. Gene Ontology annotation, molecular function: DNA-binding transcription factor activity; sequence-specific DNA binding.